Messenger RNA from Prosopis cineraria, 2871 nucleotides. Its product is annotated as subtilisin-like protease SBT1.6. Gene Ontology annotation, biological process: proteolysis. The coding region runs from base 16 to 2430 and encodes 804 amino acids. The transcript has a single exon. NCBI's taxonomy places the organism in Eukaryota, Viridiplantae, Streptophyta, Magnoliopsida, Fabales, Fabaceae. The record is from RefSeq and is a predicted model, not a curated record. Gene Ontology annotation, molecular function: serine-type endopeptidase activity.
AGCCACGUCCUUUCCAUGGAGCCCCUCCGAACUUUCUUAUAUCACUCAUCGUCCCACCCCACUUCUCAGUUCUCACCCUCACACUCUCACUUCCCCACCUCACUCGCCAUGCCUCGCUCCCUCCUCACUCCUCCUCUCCUCCUCUUCUUUUUCUUCCUUCUUCUAUCUCAUCCCAUCUCUUCUGCUCCUCACCCUGCCAGGACCUUCAUCUUUCGGGUUCAUUCUGACUCCAAACCUUCUAUUUUCCCCACCCAUUAUCACUGGUACACCGCCGAGUUCGCUGAGCCCACUCACAUCCUUCAUGUUUAUGACACUGUUUUCCACGGCUUCUCUGCUUCCCUCACUCCGCAGCAGCUCGAUUCCAUCCGACAGCACCCUGCCAUCCUUGCCGUCUCCGAGGACCGUCGCCGUCAGCUUCACACCACUCGUUCCCCGCAGUUUCUCGGCCUCAGAAACCAGCGCGGUCUCUGGUCUGAAUCUGACUACGGCUCUGACGUCAUCAUCGGAGUUUUUGACACUGGAAUUUGGCCCGAACGCCGCAGCUUCUCAGAUUCCAAUUUGGGUCCCGUUCCGCGUCGCUGGAAAGGGGUCUGCGAGGCGGGGGUGAGGUUUUCCGCGAGCAACUGCAAUAACAAGCUCAUUGGUGCUCGAUUUUUCUCUAAAGGUCACGAGGCGGGGCCCAGUUCCGCUGGCCCCUUGAACCCCAUCAACGACACUGUUGAAUUCCGAUCUCCUCGAGAUGCGGAUGGUCAUGGGACCCACACAGCAUCGACUGCAGCGGGUCGGUAUGCUUUUCGAGCAAGUAUGUCGGGUUAUGCUUCUGGAAUCGCGAAGGGUGUGGCCCCCAAAGCAAGAUUAGCAGUAUACAAGGUUUGCUGGAAGAACUCGGGCUGCUUCGAUUCUGAUAUACUGGCUGCUUUCGACACCGCCGUGGCUGAUGGGGUUGAUGUCAUUUCCAUAUCAAUUGGCGGUGGUGAUGGCAUCGCCUCGCCGUACUAUCUUGACCCCAUUGCGAUUGGUUCCUAUGGUGCCGUUUCCAAAGGGGUUUUUGUAGCGUCUUCGGCUGGAAACGAUGGGCCUGGAGGUAUGUCGGUGACCAACUUGGCGCCCUGGCUGACGACUGUUGGAGCAGGCACUAUCGAUAGGGAUUUCCCUGCCGAUGUGAUUCUCGGUGAUGACCGGAGACUAUCCGGCGUCUCUCUUUACUCUGGAGCACCGGUAAGCAAGAAAAUGUAUCAACUGGUUUACCCUGGUAAGUCGGGGGUCCUGGCCGAUUCACUGUGUAUGGAAAAUUCACUCGAUCCCAACCUUGUCAAGGGGAAGAUUGUAAUAUGUGAUCGGGGAAGCAGCCCCAGAGUUGCUAAAGGAUUGGUGGUGAAAAAGGCCGGUGGUGUGGGAAUGAUUCUAGCUAAUGGUCUUUCUAAUGGUGAAGGUCUCGUUGGUGACGCUCAUCUUCUUCCCGCCUGUGCUAUUGGCGCGGAUGAAGGUGAUGCCAUCAAGGCAUAUGUGUCUUCUUCCGCAAAUCCCACGGCCACCAUUGACUUCAAAGGAACGGUGCUUGGAAUUAAACCAGCACCGGUUUUGGCUUCUUUUUCAGCCAGAGGACCAAAUGGUUUAAACCCAGAGAUAUUGAAACCGGAUUUGAUCGCCCCGGGAGUUAACAUUCUUGCUGCCUGGACCGAUGCUGUCGGUCCCACCGGGUUAGAUUCUGAUACGCGAAGAACUGAAUUCAACAUCUUAUCUGGUACUUCAAUGGCCUGUCCUCAUGUAAGUGGUGCGGCGGCGUUGUUAAAAUCGGCACAUCCAGAUUGGAGCCCGGCUGCUGUAAGGUCAGCGAUGAUGACGACCGCAACUUUACUGGAUAACAGAAACCAGCUCAUGAUCGACGAAGCCACCGGGAAAGCUUCGACCCCAUAUGAUUUUGGUGCCGGACAUCUCAACCUGGGUCAGGCAAUGGAUCCUGGCUUGGUAUACGAUAUCACCGACAAAGAUUACGUGAACUUUUUGUGCGCCAUCGGUUACGGGCCCAAGCUCAUUCAGGUGGUGACCCAAUCACCGACGAAUUGUCCUGCCAGGAAGCCAUUGCCGGAGAAUUUGAACUACCCAUCUUUCGCGGCUCUGUUCCCGAGCUCAUCCAAAGGGGUAAUGAGAAAGACGUUCAUCAGGACGGUGACGAACGUGGGUCCGGCGAACUCGACUUAUCGGGCGAGAGUGGAGUCACAGCCGCCGGAGGUUGGGGUGAGUGUAAGGCCGUCGCAGCUGACGUUCUCAGGGUCAGUGAAGAAGCGGAGCUAUGCGGUGACAGUGACAGCAGAUGGCCGGAAUCUAAAGCUGGGUCAGGUCGGGGCGCUGUUCGGAUCGAUUUCAUGGAGUGAUGGAAAACAUGUGGUUCGGAGCCCCAUCGUUGUUACUCAAAUAGAGCCCCUGUAACGGUCAAGUUCUGCCUCCCUCACGCGUGGGCGACGGAUAUGUUUGUCGAUAUCCGUUUUUUCCUUUUCUGAAGCAAAUUUAAUUUUUACUUUUUUUGGCUGAGUGUUAGUGUGAUUUUCCCCUCUCGCUAGUCUGCCAUAGCUUCGUGAUGCAUUUACGGACUCCAAGGCGUCUAUUUAGUACAGAACAUAAACAAGUUAUUUAACUUAUGAGUGAGUGUGUAAAACUGAGAAUGUUAGUAUGGAAUGAGCUUCUGUUUGGGGUGAAGGGGGUGGGAUUAGCUAUGUAUAGGUUGGUUAAAAUUGAGAUCGUGUUGUGCUCGUUUGCUCGCGGUCCUACGUCAAGUGGCCCAAUCCUACUCACUUGGGCCCCUAUUUAGUCCAAUUAUUAUUUUGUAUCUUUUUAACUUUCCAAACAUGCUUCUAGGCCCAAUUUAAGUCU